Messenger RNA from Paecilomyces variotii, 2019 nucleotides. RefSeq lists its product as hypothetical. NCBI's taxonomy places the organism in Eukaryota, Fungi, Ascomycota, Eurotiomycetes, Eurotiales, Thermoascaceae. The record is from RefSeq and is a predicted model, not a curated record. Bases 222 to 1688 code for a protein of 488 amino acids. The transcript is spliced from 4 exons.
GAAACACAGCAAAAUAUCGACAACUGGCUAGACGCACCUAGUCAAUCGACGCGGAGGACACCGUCGAGAGUUGCAUAUCUCCGCCUAUUUCCGUGACUUAACUCCAACCCAGACAGCAGAAGUACUGUACUGUACCUAACUAGUAACUUCCAUCCAUUGGCAACAAACACAUCUGUUUCAAAAGUCAUCUAUCUCCUUUCACGAUUAAGUACUCGCUAAAUAUGCCAUAUGAAUUUAUCAAUAACAAUGGCACUAUCAAUCCCUCUGCAAGAAAGCAGAUCCGUCGCCAUGUGGCAACUGGGAAGAAUGCCGGGAAGAAACUAGCGCGGCCGUCGCGAAAGAAAGCAUUCGAACUGAGCCGCAAGUCAGCUGCAGCUGUUAUCAAGACACCGGAGGUCGUGAAGAAGACUCAUGAUUCAAAGCCCACCGAAGAAGUGAUUUACGCUGUUGAGCAACAGAUUGGCGAUGGAUUGUCCAUACUCCCAGUUCCAGAUGAGCUUGUUCCCGGGUCCAGGCCGCUUGAGCGAAUGGCCAUCUCCUUCAUAGGAGGUCUUCGACAUGCACCUGAGAUGAGCAAUGCGCUAGAUACUACCAGCAUGUCGUCCUCGAUAUGGGUCCAGUUUAUGUUCUCGGACGAAGCAUACUUUCAUUGCAUGGUAGCCUUAUCUGUGACAGUUCUCGACCCGAUUGCUAUAAAGCCAGCGGGCCUCCUUGUGGCAGCGCGUCACCUAUCACAGACUUUCCGUCUGAUCAAUGAAAGACUAUCUGGAGAUAAUGCAGCAUCCGAUACGACCAUCGCGGUAGUCGUGAUGUUAGCAGAAUAUGAGCGCCAACUAGGUCACUACAAUAACUGCCUUGUGCAUAUCGAAGGGCUUCAGCGAAUGGUUGAGUUGCGAGGUGGUAUCUCGAAGCUCACGAGCAUAAAUCCUCACCUGACCAAAAAGAUAUUCAGAAUUGAUCUCGAGUAUGCCCUCCAUACAGGCUCGCCGACACGAUUCAGUCCCCAGGAUAUUGCGUUCGGUAGCACAGGCAUUUUGAGGUUUCCCAGAAAACAUCAAAGACGGAGCGAACAGAAGGGAUCCAUCGUUUAUCGUUCCGCGAAGUUCAAACAGUUGAGCGCCGAUCUUGAAGACGUUUUCAUGGAUAUUAUAUAUUUCGCCCACUUGCUCAAUGAGACCAGCUCUAGACGGCUACCCAAGAUGGAUCAUUGUGUCUUCCAUGAAAAUAUCCUGUUCCUCGGGUACCGCCUGAUCGCCAUCAGUACUUUACGGGGGCCCAAUCAUCCAAAUAAUCUUGAAGACAUGAUUCAUUUGGGCCUAACGACUUUUGUGUCGGCAUUCUUCUGGAGUCUUGACCGCAGCAUUCCCACUAUCCCACUUCUCACCGAAUCAAUCCGCUCUAUUGUCCAGAGGUAUGCAGGUGAUAGCCAGGAAGAAAGAGCCGUUCUCCUUUGGCUACUGUUUACUCUAGCAGCUUCUAUCUCCAAACAACCAGACGAUGAAGUAUGGUUGGUUCCAAAGGCGGCGGAGACAAUGGAUGCCAUGGAUCUGCAUACCUGGGAAGAUGUGCAUAGAACUCUUUCCAUGUUCCCAUGGGUCAACGCUACCCACAAUACGGCAGGUCAGGCACUUUGGCAGAAAUCACGCGUCCCCUUGUCACUUCUCAGAGAAAGGCUGGAAAUCAAUUGAUCUCGGCAAUAAAACACCGCUAUUGAGAGUGUUGAUAAUAACUGCUUCGUUGAUUUUGAUUAUCUCUGGAUUACCCCGCUCUCCUGACUGCGCCGACAUCUCUCAAUGGCAGUUAAUCAUCAACCAAGUCUUCUACAGAAGGGACCAGCCACAAGAUAAUCAGACGCAAUUGACAGAUCAUAACUCCUGCAGAAUUCUCUUUACAUAACCAGGCUCAAUGGACUCCAGUUCCAUGGCAAUUAAAUCCCAGACAUAUUGCUGUGACUGUUUCCCUUCCUCGUCCGUUAUCCAGCUCGGUACAACGUCCCUAAAAUAACAAGCUGCAUUAGCA